AUGUCCGACGAUAACGCCGCCGCCACUCCGUCACCGGACGCCAUUCGUAAAGCCCAGUCAGCCAUUCAAUCUUUGUCCUCCCUUGUCCCCUCCAUCCCUACCUCCCUCUCCUCCUCCAACAAUCCCGCUCUCUCUCUCCUCCACGACUCCGGCGUCUCCUCCUGCAUCUCUGCCCUCCUCAGGGAACCCAACUCCGGCUCCGGCGACAACAACCUCUGCCGUUGGCUAUAUGACACCUUCCAAUCUGGCAUUCCCGAACUCCAGCUCGUCGUCCUCCGCUUCCUCCCCGUCAUCACCGGUAUCUACCUCACCCGUAUUGUUCACCGGAAACCUCAAGCAGGCUUCGAGGCCGUCCUCUUAGCCCUCUAUGCCUCCGAAACCAAUGCCCGCUCCGGCCAAGCCGUCACCGUCACGAUCCCAGACUUGUCCAAUCCAAGCGUCUAUCAUGAAUCCAAAUCCACCGUCAAGAACAAUGCCACAAACCUCGACCUCGCCGUCGUUUCCCACUCCCUCGAACCCCACGGCACCGUACGUUCCUCACGGCGAGCCAGGAUCGUCGGAGUCACAUUAGAAUUAUACAACAGCAAGAUUUCCCAGAUGCCAGUCAAGUCAAAAAUCGAGCUUUGCGAGUUCUGCAAGAUCUGGGCAGGUCAAGACGGAGACAUGUACAAGGGAUUCGGGUCUGAAGCCGAACAUAAGCAGAGUGAUGAGGACGAGGAAGACGAGGAGGUUGGAGACGGAGAAGAAGAAGAAGAAGAAGAACGAGACAUCAUUAUAACAGAGGAAGAGAAAAGGAUGAAGAAGAAAGAAGGGAGGAUUCCUUUGCCAUGGGAAUUAUUACAACCAAUUUUGAGAAUUCUGGGACAUUGUUUGAUGGGUCUAAAUAAUUCUAAAGAGAAGGAGCUUUUUGAUGCAGCGAGCGAUGCUUGUAGGAGUUUGUAUGCGAGGGCUGUGCAUGAUGUGAAUCCAAAGGCUAUUUUGGCCACUGCCAGUUUGCUAAGGCUUUUGAAAAGGCUUGAGGAUAAUAAAUUUGAUGACUUUGAUCAUUUCACUAAUGUAAUACCUCUUUGA
Molecule: messenger RNA, 1071 nt
Organism: Neltuma alba
Lineage: Eukaryota; Viridiplantae; Streptophyta; Magnoliopsida; Fabales; Fabaceae
Exons: 1
Coding region: 1-1071 (356 amino acids)
Biological process (GO): phosphatidylinositol phosphate biosynthetic process; protein localization to plasma membrane
Cellular component (GO): plasma membrane
Source: RefSeq, a predicted model, not a curated record